CAGCCUCUGUUGGCGUGUAGCUUGACGACUCGCGUGCAGUGCUAGAGAUUCGAUCGUGUGCACCGGACCGGUCGGCUUCGCGAUUCUGUUCUUUCUGUUGCGUCCUAAUGUUUCAUUGAUCAUCAUGACUUCAAGGACUUUGCUAUUUAGUUUGUGUUUUAUAGUAACUUCGAAUAACGUCCAUGGACAAAAGGCCAUAGGACUGGAGUGUCCAUCGCUGGACAAAGGCGACAGCUACACGCAGUCGGAGUUCCUCUCGCGGCUGGCCAACGAGUGUCGGUACGACCGCUUGUUGCUGCCCACCUACAUCUCCGGAGACACCGUCUACGUGCACGCCAGCUCCUAUAUCUACUUCAUACAGCCUGCGGAGGCCCAUGAUCUGAAUUUCAAAUUACAUUUUUUACUACAACUUCGAUGGUCCGAUCCACGUUUGGCAUACGCUCUAUUUUCUCCACAACGUGUAAACAUUAUCGGGGAGAAUGACCUGCGGCAACGGAUUUGGGUGCCACAUCUGUACAUGUCAAAUGAGCAGUCAUCCAGCCUGAUGGGCACGGAUAGCAAAGACGUGCUGAUCUCCGUGGCGCCCAACGGGGAAGUCGUGUUCAGCCGCAGAAUGCAAGCCGUCUUGUACUGUUGGAUGAAUCUGCAGAAGUUCCCUUUUGACGAACAAACUUGUUCUAUGAAUCUUGAGAGUUGGAAAUACAACGCAUCCAUUUUGCGCCUGAUGUGGGAAAAGGACAUACCGCCGGUUCGUCUUUCACCUGAACUGCAUCUAACAGAAUAUUCUCUCAUAGACUUCUGGACAAACGAGUCCGUAGUCAGGGGUGACAUAGCAAGUAUGCGCCUCAUUGGAGGUAGAUCCGACAACUACAGCGCACUAGAGUUUGCUUUCCAGUUAGGACGAAAAGAAGGGUUUUACCACAUGGACUACUUCAUCCCUUCCGUAAUGAUUGUGGCCAUGUCUUGGGUCACGUUUUGGAUAAGAGCGGACGCAUCUGCUCCAAGAAUCAUACUAGGCACGAGUACAAUGUUGUCGUUUAUCACGCUCGCGUCGAGUCAGGCUAAAACGCUACCCAAAGUGUCGUACAUCAAAGCCAGCGAGAUCUGGUUCCUGGGCUGCAUCGGGUUCAUCUUCGCCGCUUUGGUCGAGUUCGCGUUUGUCAAUACUAUUUGGCGAAGAAAGAAAGUGGUUAGUUUGAAGAAAGUGAACAGCAAGUACAUCCUGAAGAGUACAUUGACGCCGCGGCUGGCGCGCAAGGAGCUCCAGAAGGAGUUGGAGACGUCACCCCAGCUAUCCAAGUCGCGCUCGUGCUCCUCGCUGAACCAGGACACCAGCAGUGACCCCGCCGGCCCCACCUACAAUAACUACCUCACCGUGCACAGCUUCCCAUCGGCAAUGAACUUGCCGACCAUCACAACGCAGAGUUACGACGACCUCAUACAGGGCCCGGGCGGACACAAGCCUCCCGGAGCUCCCAACGGCUCCGGCAGCGAUGGCUCCGACGACCCCCCGAAACAGCACACCUGGACGCAGAUGACGCCGCAGGAGAUCGCCACGUGGAUCGACAAGCGCUCCCGGGUCAUGUUCCCAGUACUCUUCAUCUUCUUCAACAUUAUUUACUGGACUUUCGUCUACUGCCUAUGAUUACACGUUGCCAGCUUGAGCAAUAUCGAAUGACAAUGAAUCACGGUGCGUCAAUCAUUUGGUUCCUUGACGAAUAAAUGUAUCAUAGGAAUUUUGCGCAAGUAUAAGGAAAUAUACUUGGAAUUUACAUUGCUAACUACUUGUUCGUAAAUUUUGUUGUGUGAUAUGAAAGGGCUUGAACUAUACAUAAAAAAACUGAAAUUUACAUACAGUCAUUCCUUAGAUUAUGUAGCAUAAUGUAUAAAUAAGAUUUUGUGUUGGAUGUUGAGGUCAAUCAUACGGUCAAUCGAGCGCCAGUGAGACAGCAAAGAUCGUUUUGCAAACAAACGAGUUUUCAUUCAUAGAAUUAAUGCAAAAAUAUAAUCUACGGUUUUCCUGGGCGUAAGUUUCCGAUAUAGAAUAUACCUUUACGUAUCAUACGACUAGAACGUGGCCAUAUUUUUUUAAGUAGAAAAUUUAAUGUUAAGAGUAAAAAAAAUUGUUCCUGUUAUUGAAAAACCUUGCCUAAAUUCGAAAGAAAAAAAUAUACAAAACAUGAAAGGUUGGUUUUAAAAAUCUUAUGAAGUUGCUACUUCCACAUAAAUAAAAUCAAAAUAUUAUUCUACAUCUGAAUAGAAAAUUGCUAUGUAAUCAUUCAGUACUAUUAAUAAUAGUAUAUUAAUGCCUACAUCGUGCGUUUUCUAUGGAUAGUGUGUAUAUGUAUAGUUUUAAAUAAUGCAAUUUUGAUCCUUAGAAACUGUAUAGGUACUUCUCACAAAUUGAAACGUAAUUAAUAACGGAAUGGUUGUGAAUAUUGUUACUUAGAUAUUAUAUAUUUUUUAAUGUAAAUUCAAUUUUUAUAUUAUAUAAGUACUUAUAAUCUAAGUACCUACCCUGUGAGAUUAUUGUUAAUGGUAUUUAAUAUUUUAGUAGGUGAUCAUAUAUUUGUAUAAGGCAAUAAAAAUAGGCGAAUGAAAAUAUAGGUUAAUUAAAUUGUGCCUGUGGGUACUUAAUAUUAAUAAAUAAAUAUAUAAGAACAGAUCACACAGAUUGAGUUAGCCCCAAAGUAACUUCGAGACUUGUGUUAUAGGAUACUAACUCAACGAUACUAUAUGUUAUAACAUAUACAUAUAUAGAUAAACAUCCAAGACCCGGGCCAAUCACAAAAGAUCAUUUUCCAUCGAACCCGGGACCUCUCGGUUCAAAGGCAAGGACAGGCAAAGACUUUACCACUGCGCCACCGAGGUCGUCAGCAAUAUUAACGGAAUCUUAAGAAAUGCUUAAUUUUAUAAUUGUCGUUAUUUUAUUUAUGUUCAAUUAGGAACAUUUUAAACUUACAAGCGGAAACAAAUUAAAUAAAACAAAAUUUAACACAUAUACAAAUAUUUUUUAUUUUAAGAUUUUGAA
Molecule: messenger RNA, 3031 nt
Organism: Plodia interpunctella (Indianmeal moth)
Lineage: Eukaryota; Metazoa; Arthropoda; Insecta; Lepidoptera; Pyralidae
Gene: SecCl
Product: Secretory chloride channel
Exons: 8
Coding region: 125-1645 (506 amino acids)
Biological process (GO): signal transduction; chemical synaptic transmission; chloride transmembrane transport
Cellular component (GO): synapse; plasma membrane; neuron projection
Molecular function (GO): transmembrane signaling receptor activity; excitatory extracellular ligand-gated monoatomic ion channel activity; chloride channel activity
Source: RefSeq, a predicted model, not a curated record